AAGAAAACUCGAAAAGAAAUACAUGAGUGUAUGAUGCAAACAUUGAGUGACAAGUGCCCGUCAUACUCUACUGUGAAGAAGUUCUGUGCCAACUUUCAGUAUGGAGAUUUUGAGAGGCAAGAUGCAGCAGGGUCCGGGGGAAGCUUCAACACUGUCAACUCUGAUUUUAGCAGGUCGGUGAAUCUCAGCUAAAUCGAUUGCUGAGAUGCUAGAGAUGUCCCAGGAGCACAUUGGAUUUAUAAUUUGUGAGCAGUUGGCUGUGCAGAAGCUGUCGACCAACUUGAAGAAGUUAGUUUAUAACUAUAUGAGAAGAUGGUUAGGUCACGAUCAAGAUCUCCAAGAUGGAAGCAAAGAUCUUCAUCGCCUGCCUUCAGGAAUUUGGAUCACAGCAGACAGAGGCACAAUCAUAUUAAUUAUAACUCUGAAUACAAGAUUUCCUGGAAAGACCCAAAAAAGUCUAUGUCUUGGAGAACAGAAGAUGGAAGACAUGGACAAGCUAAUUCUAGAUACGUACCAUAUGAAACUAACCACCACCGACUUUAUGAACGUAGGUCAUAUUCACCAUCACUGAAGAGAAUUCCUAAACAAGAUGUAUAUAGUCAUAAACCUUGUAGAACACAUUCACCUGAAAGAGAUGAAAUUAGCAGAAGAUGCCAGCUUCCUUCCAGAUACUCAGAAAUGUCCCACAAAGAAUAUGAUCAUUCUUUUAAUCCAUCCAAAAUUCGUGUUAGAGAGAUGCAUGAAAACACCAGAGCUACUGGAAACACAAAAGGAAUGAAAACUUUUCAUAGGCCAUUGGAGACUUCAUGUAAAUUUGAGAGGAAGAGGAAUGACAAUGACUUGAGGCACCACCAAUCACCAGAAGACAAGUACACUCAGUCACCUCGAAGAGUGAAUGAAUUUAUGCCAAGGAGCUCUUUCCAGAAGAGGUAUCCUGAAGAUCGUGAGUACAGAGAAUAUUGGCAUACAUAUAAAAGAGCUGAAGAAAUGGAGAGGUAUGAUGAUAGAGAAAUGCCAAGAUAUUCCAAGUGGACACAAGAUCAUGCUUCGACAUCUAGCCAUGAAAAGGGAGAACAAAGAAAUCUUGGUCUACAAGCCCAUCGCCCUGUUGAAAAGGAAUACAGUGGCAAUUUUCAAACCAAGAUAGCCUAUGACUAUAAUCAUAAACGUCACAGAAAUCCAGAUGGAGGAAAGUACAUUUCUGAUGAAAGAGCAGAGAAGUAUAUGAAGUUGGAAGACAAGAAACAUAAUCAUCCCAAAGAAGCUUGGAAUAGGAGAUAUUCAGAUCGCUAUAUCAUUGAGAAAGCAGGCCAGCCAGAAGAACCUCAUACUGAAGUGUCAUUGAAAUAUACUUCUGGGAAAGGCUGCAGUUCAUAUACUAAAUCUUACAAAAAUGAUGCUGAUCUAUUGCCCUUUGAGCAAAAAGAGAAGGAAAAAGUAAAGAAAGAUGUGGAUUUUAGGGAACAAGUAAAUUUUUUCAAUAGUCACCAGCAUGAUACCCAUCAUCAAAGUACAGAUGUGAAAGUUUCAGAUGUCCAUACUAGGAAAGAAAAACUUACAGUCAAAGUGGAUACAAAGAAAAUAAUGAAUAAAUACAGGGGUUCUUCUAGCCAUGUCGUGGAAAGGCAAACAUCACGUGACCUAGUAGCUGUGGGUAGAAAAACUGGAAAUUUCCAUCCAGUAUUUGAACAUUUAAAAUCUGUGACACAGAAGGUAGAACAAAACCCAUCAAAAGAAUUUGCUCAGGAAAUCAUCACAAUUAUUCACCAAGUUAAAGCAAAUUAUUUCAAAUCUUCUGAUGUAACUUUACAUGAACGCUUUUCAAAAAUACAAGAUAAGCCUAUGGAAAAUGAAGUUAAAAGACAUUCAGAUCCAGAAAUUCACAGGAGGAUCGAUAUGUCUUUGGCAGAACUUCAGAAUAAACGAGCUAUUUCAUGUGAGUCUGGACAGAGUGUUGUGAGAGUUCUAGAAGAUCCAAAUGACUUAAGACAUGACAUAGAGAGAAGAAGAAAAGAAAGGUUGAAGAACACAGAUGAGAAUUCCUUUUAUGCUGAUGGUGUGUCACUACAGAAUGAACAGAGAGGCAAUUUUCCAAAGAUACGAACCUCUCAAACACAUGGAUUCCAGAAAUCUUCAAGAUUCCUAAGUGUACCUUUCAGGAAGUUUAUUAAGAAAACUCACAUAAAUCAUUAUUACACUGCAAAAUCACACAAUGACAUUGCACAUAAUCAGUUUGAAGGCAAUACUGAAAAUCCUGAAAGAUUUCGAAGACCAUUCAAGCCCAACUUCAAUGAUGGUCGGUCCCACUUCAAAUCAAACUUGGUACAGAAGGGUUUGUAUAUACAGGCUAAAUAUCAGAGGUUACGUUACGCUGGAGCAAGGGGAUUUACCACUAAUAGAAUGAGAGGAAGAUUUUUGCGGAAACAUCAGGGCCUGGAAAUUUGAGUUGGAAUGUUGAAAUUUGAUGAUGACUGAAGGGGAGCAUCUCUGUGCAUUGACUGUUCUGACAACAAUUGAAAUAGACAAAGCAGAACUAAUACUUUAACUUUUUCUUGAUAAAGAUAAUUUUAUUUUUCAGUAGUAUAAUGUUGCAGAACUUUUUUACAGUUUUAAUAAUGGCUUUUCAGAUAUAGCAUCCAACUGAACAUCAUAGGAUUGUUCCUUUUAGUUCCUCUUGCAGGCAAGUCCAGAAUAAAACAACUGAAGGGAAUCUUUAUUUAUUGAAAACCAUUUUUCCUCUAAGCAUGGUUUUGUUACUAGAACUUGAGUUGUUAUACAUGGAAAUUUAUAUGUUUAAAGUUUAUUGCUUAUAUAAUAAAAAGCCAAAAAGUGCCUGUG
Sceloporus undulatus (fence lizard) is the source of this 2838-nucleotide messenger RNA. It is a transcript of the gene BCLAF3, whose product is annotated as BCLAF1 and THRAP3 family member 3. NCBI's taxonomy places the organism in Eukaryota, Metazoa, Chordata, Lepidosauria, Squamata, Phrynosomatidae. Bases 313 to 2445 code for a protein of 710 amino acids. Gene Ontology annotation, cellular component: mediator complex. The record is from RefSeq and is a predicted model, not a curated record. Gene Ontology annotation, molecular function: transcription coregulator activity; DNA binding. Gene Ontology annotation, biological process: positive regulation of transcription by RNA polymerase II. The transcript has 12 exons.